AUGACCGCCCAGUCUUCCAAUGGGUCGAGAUAUCCUUAUCCUAUUCCCACGCUUCAGGGACCUCAGCCGUCAGCGGACACGUCUAUGAAGGAUACAGAUACUCCUGACGCGUUCGUGGGUGUGGAAGACCGAUUCAAGGUCGAGACCUCUGAGGAAGAGGAAUACGAAGAUAGUCUCUUGUCCGAUACGGCUUCGGAACUCGAUGACACGGUUCCUAAACCACCGCGCGGUUUACCGGUCGCACAGCUACCAACUGGACUAUGCUAUGACGACCGUAUGCGGUACCAUGCCGAAAUCGCGGCAACAAGUGGCGAGAAUGUCCAUCCUGAGGAUCCUAGACGCAUUUACUACAUCUACAAAGAGCUCUGUGAAGCUGGCUUGGUAGAUGAUAAGGACUGUCCUCCAAUGGUGGAGGUUCCUCUCAAACGGAUCGAAGCGCGGGAGGCCACGCGGGAAGAGUGUCUCCUCGUCCACACUCCAGAGCAUUACGACUUUGUUAAGAGCACCGCUGAUAUGUCGGAUGAUAAACUCAUUGAUCUUUCCGAGGACCCGGAGAUGGACUCGAUUUACUUCAAUGCCUUAUCGUUCUUCUCGUCCAAACUUUCAGCCGGUGCCGCCAUCGAAACUUGUCGCGCGGUGGUGUCAAGGGAAGUCAAGAACGCCAUUGCCGUGAUUCGACCUCCAGGGCAUCACGCCGAAGUCGAUCGCACCAUGGGGUUUUGCUUGUUCAAUAACGUCUCCAUCGCUUCCAAAGUAUGCCAGAAUGACUUUGGUGAGGGUUGUAGGAAGAUCCUUAUCGUCGACUGGUGGGAUUUACUGAACUUGACUUUAGGCAAUGGCUGUCAAAAAGCCUUUUACGACAAUCCAAACGUCUUAUAUAUUUCUCUUCACGUUCAUAUGAACGGCAUGUUCUACCCCUCAGGAAAUGAGGGAGACAUGUACCAUUGUGGUGCUGGCGCAGGCCUGGGAAAGAACGUCAACAUUCCCUGGCCUACUAAAGGAAUGGGUGAUGGCGAUUACAUGUACGCGUUCCAGCACGUGGUGAUGCCUAUCGCAACUGAGUUCGAUCCCGAUUUUGUCGUCGUGGCUUCAGGCUUCGACGCGGCUGCGGGAGAUGAGCUAGGUGGUUGCUUCGUCAGCCCGCCUUGCUAUGCACACAUGACACACAUGCUCAAGUCAUUAGCUGGGGGGAAGAUUGCUGUUUGUCUCGAGGGCGGUUAUAAUUUCCGUGCUAUCUCAAAAUCUGCCCUAGCGGUCACCCGUACCCUGAUGGGCGAGCCGCCGGAUAGACUUGUUGCCACCGCUGCAACUGUCUCCGCCGUGGACACCGUCAAUAAGGUUCGGAACGUCCAGUCUAGGUAUUGGAGAAGUAUCUAUCCCAAAGCUCGUGAACAUGCGACCGAGUUGUUAAUCGAUCGAACAGACAUCAUCCGACAGUGGCAGGCUGCCCACCUUUAUGACAAAUACAAAUUGACUCAGCUGCAUAUUUACCGCGACACUAUUUCCAAGUCGUUUGACCACCAAGUUCUUGCAACACCGAACUUCGAAAGCAAGAAGAACCUGGUUAUUAUAUUCCAUGACUCGCCUGACUUAUUGGGCGUCGGCAACGGUUUGACCACGCAGGCGAAGCCGCAUGAUACGUGGAUGGUUGACGGCUCACAGUCGUACAUCCGCUGGGCGGUCUCACGGGGGAUGGGCGUCAUCGACGUCAACAUCCCGGAAGUUAUCACCAUCUCGGACCCCAAUGAUCCUGAAUACAACGAUGCCGAAGUCGACUAUGCCUCUACGGCGACAGACGUUGCACGAAGAGAAGGCGAAAAGCUUGCCGCAUAUCUUUGGGAGAACUAUGUCGAGCCGUACUUCCGAGGCGGCAUUUUCCUGAUAGGUGCAGGCCAUGCAUUCCAUGCCAUUGCCAAGCUGGUUAGCGAGAACGAAAGCGUCUACCCUACCCUGCUCGGAAUCGUAGGCUUCAUUUCUACGGAGCCGAUCCGGCCAAUCUCCAACCCCGGCUCACACUGGGUCAGCCAGUGGUACCGUGACAACAGCCUGGUGUACGUGUCCAAAGUGCACAGCUUGUGGAAGAAAGAAGGCAAAGCCUCGAAACGAUACGGCAAUCUGGUGCGGUCAAACGGAGAAGUGCUCAAUCAGAUGAUGAAAGUCCAUGAGCAGGAGGUGUUUGCUUGGAUGAUUGAGAAGAUCAAAGAGAACGGCGAUGACGAGAGUACAGAAGAGGAUGAAGACGGUGAAGACGCCGAGGGUAGGGACAGUGACGGCGAUACUAUCGACGAUCCGAGCUCCUCGGAGCAGCAGCAGUCGUCGUUGAGUGCAGCCGGUGGUUCCCGAAUCCCAGAUCGGAACGGGAACGUCGAGAACGGAGGUGAUGUGUUGAUGACCACGGAGCAGUGA
This is a messenger RNA of Exophiala dermatitidis NIH/UT8656, 2406 nucleotides long. RefSeq names its product histone deacetylase 6/10. Lineage: Eukaryota; Fungi; Ascomycota; Eurotiomycetes; Chaetothyriales; Herpotrichiellaceae. Bases 1 to 2406 code for a protein of 801 amino acids. Gene Ontology annotation, molecular function: histone deacetylase activity. The transcript is spliced from 11 exons. Gene Ontology annotation, cellular component: histone deacetylase complex. The record is from RefSeq and is a predicted model, not a curated record. Gene Ontology annotation, biological process: chromatin organization.